AUGAAGAACAGUGAACUUCCUGGUUCCCUCUCCCCGCGAGUGAGACAGGAGCCCGCGGACGUCCAGCAGCAGCAGGAGCAGUCCUCUCGGGUCAUGAGCUCGGACAAGGAUGGGACCCAUCUGCACCAUGGAGGGCAGGCCUGUAGCUCUCCCGCUGGGAGGUGCCAAGUCAGAGUCCCUGAGCACUCAUCGUUUGCCCAGGGAUGGGACUUCUGUGAGGCCACAGCUGCUGGGCGGAGGGAUGCAGGAAUGAUGUCCAGCACUGCCGGCUCCGGCGCUGUCUUCCUAAAAGACUUUCCUUGGGCGACAGCUCAGACCUCACUCCUGCUUCUUCUGGGACUUCUCCUGCUGACUGCUCUUGGUUUCAUCUGGAAACUUCGCCGAGAGAAAGAUCGAGAAUGCUGGACCAAAGAGCAACUCCAAAGAGAGCUCCGCUGGAGAAAAGCCCAGAAAGUGGAUGACUGGAAAAAAGCUCGGUCCUAUGCUGUUCAUGUGACUCUGGAUCCAAAUACUGCCUUCUUUGAACUCUUUCUGUCUGAAGAUCACCAAAGUGUGAAGCGAGGAAACUUGUGGCAGAAUCUUCCUGAAAAACCUGAGAGGUUUUCUUUUGACCCUUGUGUGCUGGGCCAUAGGUCCUUCUCUUUGGGGAGACAUUACUGGGAGGUGGAAGUGGGCGACAGGACUUACUGGGAGCUGGGGGUUUGUGAGGAAAACGUGGAUAGGGCUUGGGGGAUCGCAGAAUCACCUCAGAAUGGAUUCUGGGCUGUGGAACUCUAUGCUAAUAAGUACCAGGCCCUCACCUCCCCUCGGACUGCCCUCCCCCUGAGUGAGCCCCCCAGCCGGGUGGGGGUCUUCUUGGACUAUGAAGCUGGGCAUGUCUCCUUCUACAGUGUGGCUGAUGGGUCCCACAUCUACACUUUCCCCCAGGCCUCCUUCUCUGGGCCUCUUCGGCCUUUCUUCUGCCUCUGGUUCUACCACCCAACCCCUCUGACCAUCUGCCACUGA
Rangifer tarandus platyrhynchus (Svalbard reindeer) is the source of this 1005-nucleotide messenger RNA. The record is from the annotation of a GenBank genome assembly. NCBI's taxonomy places the organism in Eukaryota, Metazoa, Chordata, Mammalia, Artiodactyla, Cervidae.